AUGUUAGCUCAGCCAAAAAAUAGAGUGCAAGCUAUAAAAAGUAAAUUUGAGAGUUUGAAAACUGAGAACGAAGUGCUCGUCGGCAGGAAAGUGAACCAUCUGAAUAAACAGUUUAUUCAAACGUCGCAGACCACACGAAAUGUAAAUAUUGAAAAUAUCGAAACAAAACCCAGCUUUGAAAACAAAGUCGACGAUGAAUGGUCGCCCAAACCGAAUACCAGUUACUUAUAUAGCAAAAGCGACGUGAAAAGAUCAUUGACUGAUACAAAAACGUCUUUAACACGACAAAUAAGUGACCCAGGCAAGAAGUUACACAGAAGUCAUGCAUUUCGUUGUGACCGUAGCCAGAAAAUCAACCAAAGUCCUAAACGUCACGGCAGUUGUAAUGGUAGAUCUGAAACUAGUGACUUUACAUUGAAAAUGGGUGAUAGAAAACUUAGUAAGGAGCGAUUGAAGCUUCUCGGUAAUUUCCUAGAGGAACAAAUGAAGAAAGAGAACUUUGUACCUCCCGAUCAUAUUAAUUCAAGUGAUGAUGUUGAUGCUAAAGUAUCAGAUUCGAUUCCGGAUUCCGAGGUUCCCAAACACAUUCUAGACCAAUAUGCCAAGGUAGUGAAAAGUAAGUCAGAUAAUCGUCAAGACUCCAUGACUGAUAGUGGAGUUAGUUCCGAGACGGAGAACAUUGAAGAAGAGAAGAACAAAAUAAAGAAACUCGUCUCACAAUAUGAGCAAGCUCCCAAUGAAGAUGUAAAGCCGAACUUAGAAGCAAUGAAUGAUAUUUCCGCCUCCAGUGAAACUAUGAAGCUGGAACGUAAGAAUCCUCAUCUCAUUCUGACCGAUACUCUCAAGAAGGCUUUGAAACAACCGUUACCUCCCGGCCCACCACCUAAAAAACCUCCACGAACCUUCGCUGCCCCAACAAUACAAGAAUCUCCGGAAAAGAAAGACACAAAGAAAAUGCUCGAGAAACUCGAACUUGUAUUACAGAAACGAGAAGCGGUUCAUGAUAAACCUAUUCACGAUGUUAAGAUAGAACAGGCAAAACCAAAGGAAAUUCACUAUCUAUGCACCGAAUUACUUGAUAUCACACAGAGGGGCUUAAAUCCGGUAAACCAGAGCCUCCGAGAUCCUUUAUCCAAAUGCUUUAACUCAUUAAACUGUGCCAUAAUCAACAAUUCAACUCUCAGCUUGCCGUACACUCGAUUAAGUGCCGAAGCUUGUCACACAUGCAGCAACGAUCAGUUGAAUACGGACAGAAUAAGCACGUUUCUAUCCGAGAAAUGCUCGAAAUGCCAAUCGAAUGCCACAUCCGAGGGCUUCAAAUGCCAUUUAAGUUGUAAAUGCCGCGAUGAGAAGUCCGAGUUCUUUGUCAAUGAACACAUAUACGAUGUGCCGUUUGUUGAAGUGAAAUGUAAAAGUGAAUAUGGUGCCUUGAAUGCUGUUCAAAGCAGGAGUAUGGAGGACUUGAAGGUUGAUGAGGAGAAAAUUUACGAUCUGCCCUGCGAAGAAUCGAGACCGCAGACUCCUGAAAUAAAAUCGGAAUUCCAGAAGCUCAGAGAUAAUUUCGAGAAACCCAAAGAAGUUACGGUCCCGCUGAAGGUUUGGAAGUCAUCGGAGAACGUGUCCAAGGACUUCAAAAUAGCGAAGAUAACUAUGGAGAAGAAGUUCUCCACUGAUGCAAAGAGAUAUAGGAAGAAUGUCAUGAGUCUGCCAAAGAGAGACAACCAGUUGGAUGUGGACAGGGAAAAUUUGAACCGUCUCAUGACGGAAAUCUACGAGACUGUGACAGCUGCUUGCAACAUGGAAGAAAAUAAACCGGGGAGCUUCCCCACAGAUCUUUCUGACACCAGUGAAGAAUCAGUGAAAUUAACCAGAAGUUUAACAGAGAAACGUAAGAAUUACGUCCGUCGGGUGUCAUCUCGAGUAGCGUAUUUGGACAAAAAUGCAAAGAACAACAGAUUUAGACACCAGACAUCUAUCUGUUCUUACAAGUCAGAGAUCAUAGAUAACCCAUACUCGACCUUCCGUUCCUGGAAAAGCUUCAGAUCUUCCCAGGGGAAUUUGAGCAGGAUGAAAAACGACAGCGAUUCCAUAGAUUCCAAACAGAAUCUGACAGAUUCUAGUGGAAAUUUGAUCACAAAUGUUGAGGAUAUGGACAAUUUGAGUAUUGAUGAGAAGAUGGGCUGCGUGGACAUUGAUUUGCCUUUUGAACCAAGAGAGAAAGGCCUUUUCAACUUCUGUCUUUUAGUCGGUUUGAAUUACAUGACCGGAGAAGCCUACGUGAAAAACGUCUUCCCAAAUCAGGUCCAGGUGCCACCUCACAUAGAAAACCUGAUCUUCCCUGAAACAAUAAGUUCUACGAGUGUUACUGACACAGAGAAAAUAACACAAAGUUACUCCUUAGUGUUGACAGAUGAGCGAGGAGAGAGAUCUUAUGGUUAUUGUCGCCGAGUGUUACCAGAAGGUGCUACUACUUGCCUGCCCCUUUGUUACUGCCUUAUUGGCAAGUAUAGGGCUCCAGGAUUCUAUUAUAAGAUACUUCAAGAAAUUGAAUCUCACCACGGCAGUUCAGAUAUAGAAAUGAACAUGAUACUACAACAGUUAUUUGAAACUGACUUCCCAAACCCCGGAGAGAAUAUAAGUAUUAUGUAUACAAAUGAUGCUAAGAACAAAUGUAGAACAUUACCUGACAUGAGGCAUACUGAGAGAAUUAUUACACCUGGGAACUCAUUACCAGAGUACUAUGAUCUUGAAAAUAAUAAUGAACCAAAGAAAUAUGAUUGUAUUGAACGACCGAGAUGCAGAACAAUAAAGAUGGCGUUAGAUCCUCGUGCCGAAGAGAACAGCUUGUGUGUUAUGUUGGAUCACUUGGGAGCGGGGCUGGCCAUUAAAGUGUUCGGUUCACUAUUACUGGAGAGGAAGGUCAUCAUUAUGGGGGAUCAACUUAGUAUAAUAUCCUCGUGCCUAGAAGCGCUCCAGCAUGUAUUAUAUCCGUUCGUGUGGCAACAACCGUUGAUAUCAGCGAUUCCCGAACAGAUAGCUGGCGACGUGCUCAGCGCGCCGCUACCUAUGUUGGCUGGGAUGUUGGAGCAUCCCGCUACCGGACUGCAGGAUGGCAUGUUGAUAGAUCUAACAAAUCCAUCGAAGGUGUUAUUCUAUCAGGGAGACGAGUCCACCAUACUCCCGACGUCCGCCUAUAAGUUACUCAAAACCUCACUACAUAUGGAAAGCAUCAAACACAAGGAUAAGUCAGAAGAUAUGAAAACAAGAAAUGUCAUGAUAUCUGAAGCAUUCCUGAGAUUUUUUGUGGAUAUUUUGGGAGAUUUCUGGAGAUUUUUCUCAAUGGGUGAAUUAAAUGAUGGAGAUUUGGGAAAGGAUGGCGUAAUAUUUGAUAAAGAUUCAUUCGUGAAGCAGACUUCAUCCAAACAGAAUCAAUAUUUCCUCGAGUGGUUCACUGAGACAGCUAUGUUCAACCACUUCAUACAAAAUAUGGCCGUAUGUUACAAGACCGCACCUCACACACCAGCCACCUAUCACGCCAAUCUAGAAACCAAUCUAGUUGAUCUAGUUGAUACGCCGCUACCGAACUUCUACGAACUAUUCUUUGAAAGGAUAAAAAGUAGAUCGAAAUCACAGAACGGUGACAAGUUAAACUAUAAGAACGCUGUUAACAAGAAAGUUAAAAUGUUGAAGACAAAGUUAAGAGAUCUGGUCGCUUGA
This is a messenger RNA of Danaus chrysippus (African queen), 3717 nucleotides long. The record is from the annotation of a GenBank genome assembly. NCBI's taxonomy places the organism in Eukaryota, Metazoa, Arthropoda, Insecta, Lepidoptera, Nymphalidae.